GGACAACUCCGCGGAAGUGGGAGCAGGUACCUGUCAAAUUCAGAGGGCCGCAGUCUCUGGUCAUCCCCUGCACUGUGUCCGCAGUCUCUGGUCAUCCCCUGCACUGUGUCCGCAGUCUCUGGUCAUCCCCUGCACUGUGUCCGCAGUCUCUGGUCAUCCCCUGCACUGUGUCCGCAGUCUCUGGUCAUCCCCUGUACUGUGCCUGCAGUCUCUGGUCAUCCCCUGUACUGUGCCUGCAGUCUCUGGUCAUCCCCUGUACUGUGUCUGCAGUCUCUGGUCAUCCCCUGUACUGUGUCUGCAGUCUCUGGUCAUCCCCUGUACUGUGUCUGCAGUCUCUGGUCAUCCCCUGUACUGUGUCUGCAGUCUCUGGUCAUC
Molecule: messenger RNA, 375 nt
Organism: Staurois parvus
Lineage: Eukaryota; Metazoa; Chordata; Amphibia; Anura; Ranidae
Source: the annotation of a GenBank genome assembly